Paramuricea clavata is the source of this 468-nucleotide messenger RNA. The record is from the annotation of a GenBank genome assembly. Lineage: Eukaryota; Metazoa; Cnidaria; Anthozoa; Malacalcyonacea; Plexauridae.
AUGGCGAUGCAUUUUGGUCUAAUACCACCUCAAACGUUGGAUCUAAACAGUGUAAAUGUAUCGGCAAACUGGAAAAGAUUCAAGCAGAGGUAUCUCAACUACGAAAUAGCAAUUGGCAUCAGUGGAAAAGAGGAUGCAACUCGAGUCGCAACAUUGCUAACCAUCAUAGGAAACGAAGCAUUUGAUGUCUACAACACGUUCGUGUGGGCUACAGUUGGGGAUUGUAAGAAGAUAGCUAAAGUUCUUGAAAAAUUCGAUGAACAUUGCGAGCCAAGAAAAAACGUAACCUAUGAAAGAUACAUAUUUUUCACCAGAGCACAAGAAACCAGUGAAACCAUUGAUCAGUAUGUCACAACAUUAAAGAGGCUUAGUGACACCUGUGAAUUUGGGACAUUAAGGGACACUCUCAUCAAGGAGAGAAUAGUCCUGGGAGUGAAAAAUCAGAAAAUUUGUGAGAGACUUCUUUGA